UUCGCAUCACUGAUUGUCAGUUAUUAUUCGCAUUUAAAAUGUCAGCCACGACAAAAUGAGGUUAUAUCUUGUUUUUAUUACGAUUAUCUGCCUUCUGUGGGAUCAAAACGAACGUUUAGUGCUUGCAAACAAAAGUACCGAGCCUCAGCUGGAGUAUAGACCUGAUGGUCCACUGGUGAUGUGUAAAUUCUUACCUAAGGAAUUUGUAGAAUGCGAGGAUCCAGUUGAUCACAAGGGAAACAAAACUGCCAAGGAGGAGACAGGCUUUGGUUGUGUCAAGUUUGGAGGAUCUCGUUAUGAAGAUGUAGAGAAGACUAAGGUAUCCUGUACAGUACUGCCAGAUAUUGAGUGUUUUGGACCAAGGACAUUCUUUCGCGAAGGAAUACCAUGUAUAAAGUACAGUGGCCAAUACUUUGCAACAACUCUCCUGUAUAGUAUUCUGUUGGGUUUUCUCGGUAUGGAUCGAUUUUGUCUCGGACAAACUGGAACAGCAGUAGGCAAACUAUUAACAUUAGGUGGCAUGGGUGUGUGGUGGAUAGUUGAUGUUAUUUUGUUGGUAACAAACUCUUUGCAACCUGAAGACGGCAGUAAUUGGAAUCCAUAUGUAUAGCAUUUCAAGAAACCAGGGAUCACUUUUGUACAUAACUUAGUUUAUAAUUUGCAAGAUAAUGUGCGAUUUCUUGCGAGAAAGGUCAAGUUAUUAGACGUCUAGGUUGUUCAAUCCC
This is a messenger RNA of Atta colombica, 725 nucleotides long. RefSeq names its product TM2 domain-containing protein CG11103-like (gene amrt). Bases 56 to 610 code for a protein of 184 amino acids. The record is from RefSeq and is a predicted model, not a curated record. The transcript is spliced from 3 exons. NCBI's taxonomy places the organism in Eukaryota, Metazoa, Arthropoda, Insecta, Hymenoptera, Formicidae.